Molecule: messenger RNA, 1563 nt
Organism: Ostreobium quekettii
Lineage: Eukaryota; Viridiplantae; Chlorophyta; Ulvophyceae; Bryopsidales; Ostreobiaceae
Source: the annotation of a GenBank genome assembly
AUGAGUGCGGUGUUUGGGAUGAUGAAGAAGAAACUCGGUCGCAACAGUCUGAACAAGGUGUCGCAGUCCGGCGGGCACGGUGACGGCGGCGCACCCGCGGGGCCUUCGAACAACAGGGGCGGGGCGGAGGUGCCCGGGGGGGCCAGGGCGGCCAACGCGCCGGCCAAUGCCGCCCGGGCGAUGCGCGAGAAGCCACCCCCGCCGGUCCUCGACGCGGAGAACAGGGCCAAGUACUACGCCAGCCCGCUGCCCUCCUUCCGCGACGUGUCGGGGCCCAGCAAGCAGCUGUUGUUCGUGAAGAAGCUCCACCUGUGCGCCUUCGUGUUCGAUUUCAGCGACCCGGCCGCAUUCGCGCGCGAGAAGGAGAUGAAGCGCGCCACGCUGCUGGAGCUGGUCGAGUACGUGAACGCCGGGCAGGGGAAGUUCACGGAGGCGGUGGCCGAGGACGUGGUGUUCAUGCUGUGCGCCAACCUGUUCCGGACGCUGCCGCCCUCGCGGAGCCACGCAUCGGACAGCGACGUGUACGACGCGGAGGAGGAGGAGCCCACGCUGGAGCCGGCCUGGCCCCAUCUCCAGUUGGUGUACGAGUUCCUGCUACGAUAUGUGGUCUCCACGGACACUGAAGCCAGGCAGGCCAAGAAGCACAUUGACCAUGAGUUCAUUCUGAAACUAUUGGACCUGUUCGAUUCCGAAGAUCCAAGGGAGAGGGACUAUCUGAAGACAAUUCUGCACCGGAUCUAUGGCAAGUUUAUGGUCCACAGAUCCUUUGUGAGGAAGGCCAUCAACAACGUGUUCUACAGGUUCAUAUUCGAGACAGAAAAGCACUCUGGCGUGGCCGAGUUGUUGGAGAUCCUGGGGAGCAUCAUAAACGGCUUUGCCCUGCCGUUGAAAGAGGAGCACAAGGUGUUCCUUACCAAGGCACUGAUGCCGCUUCACAAGCCCAAGUGCUUGUCAAUGUACCACUCGCAGUUGUCAUACUGCGUUACACAGUUUGUGGAAAAGGACUACGCCCUGGCAGAGUCAGUCCACCAGUGCCUCCUGAAGUACUGGCCGGUCACCAACAGCCAAAAGGAAGUGCUGUACCUGGAAGAGCUGGAAGAACUGCUGGAGCUGACCCAGCCUGCAGAGUUUCAGCGCGUGAUGGUGCCCCUCUUCAGGCAGCUGGCGAAGUGCAUAAGCAGCUCGCACUUCCAGGUGGCGGAGCGCUCGCUGCUCCUGUUCCUGAACAACGAGUGCAUAAACAACCUCUUGAACCAGUUCCGCACGGUGCUGGUGCCCAUCAUCCUCCCCCCUCUGGAGGACAACGCCCGGGGCCACUGGAACCCCUCGGUGCACACCCUCACGUGCAACGUGCGCAAGAUGCUCCAGGACAUGGACGAGCAGCUGUACGAACAGUGCCUGCAGCUGCACCAGCAGCAGCUCCACCACAGGCAGAGCGAGACCGAGGACAGGUUCAGGAGCUGGCAGCAGCUGGAGGCGGUCGCAGGUCAGAAGGCGGCCGCAAACUCUGGCGACGGCCAGCCAAGCAGGCCUCUCAGCGUGACCAGGCAAAGGGGCCACUGA